Messenger RNA from Closterium sp. NIES-67, 1435 nucleotides. The record is from the annotation of a GenBank genome assembly. NCBI's taxonomy places the organism in Eukaryota, Viridiplantae, Streptophyta, Zygnematophyceae, Desmidiales, Closteriaceae.
AUCUUGCAGGUGUUUGACGGCCAUGAGGGCUCGGUAGAGGCAGCGGAGUUCGCAGCGGGGGCAAUAGUGCGCCAUCUGCUGGCGGACUGCGCCUUCACCUCGCACCUGCCGUGCGCACUGCACCAUGCCUUCCUCGCCACGGACCACCAACUCGCCUCUGCAUGGUCCGCAGGCCAUGCGGCUAACUCAGGCACCACUGCCCUCACAGCUGUGCUCACUGACAGGUCGUUGGUGGUGGCGAAUGCGGGUGACUGCCGGGCGGUGCUGUGUCGCAGGGGGCGCAGCAUCCUGCUCUCACGCGACCACAGGGCGUCCCACUGCCCCUCUGAGCGCCAGCGCGUGGAGGCAGCGGGCGGCACAGUGGUGGACGGCUAUCUGAACGGCUACCUCAUGGUGACACGCGCGCUGGGCAACUGGCACCUCAAGGACCUCAAGUCCUUCGACGGUUCGCCAGGUUCGCCCUUUGCUUCACUCGUACCAGGUCAGCUCUCCACUGCUGCUCACCGCGAAUCACUGGUAGCUGAUUCACAGCUGGAGCUGCAGGAGACACAGCAGCAGGAGCCCCCCCUAGCCACCAGGGAAGUGGCAGGAGCGAACAAGCAGAUGCCAGAUGGACACGCGAAGCAGCACACACCCAAUGUUCCUUCCAGUGGGGAUGAGCUCCAGAGUGGAGAGGUGGGGGCUGUGGUCGGUUCUCGCUUGCAGGGCCACAGGCAGCAUUGGAGCAGGCUCUACCAGUCGCUGGGCUGGCCGUAUCACUCCCACCAUCACACCUACCACCGCUCCCACUUCUCUUGCUUGCGCUGGGAGCAGAAGCAGCAGAGGCAUGUGUGUUCUGGGUCGAGCAGAGGGCCUCUGAUUGCCAGCCCAGAGGUGUGGGAGAUAGCGCUGACGGAGGAGGAUGAGUUUCUGCUGCUGGGCAGCGAUGGGCUGUGGGACGUGUUCCGCAGUGAGAACGCGGUGGAGUAUGCGCGCAGGCAGCUGAGGGUGCACAACGACCCGCAGAAGUGCGCAGAGGAGCUGGUGGCGGAGGCGCUCAGGCGCGGCGCAUGGGACAACCUCUCAGUGGUUGCAGUGUGCCUCACUGCCACGCCUCCUCCUCCCCUCGUGCCAGAGGACAGCCAGGGCCAGGUGAAGAGAGUCCUGGGGCGGCGCUCCAACAGCAGGCUGCCAUGGGCGGUGAAAGCACGGUCUGCUGCUGUGGACUCUGCAGCUGGUAGCCAUGGGAGCAGCAUUGGGCAUGAUGCAUCAGCUCCAUGCGCUACAUGAUUGGGCACUGCUGUGCUGACUGAUGGCACCGGUCAUGACGAUGUCACCAGGGUUCCUGCUAACUUUUAGGGCAGUCUGAGAAUCAGACGGGGUACGAGAGUUUCGUCUGACCAUCAUAUGAGGUGUUUGGCUUGGUCUAAAAUUUCAGACGAAGUAUACAGCCUUA